This is a messenger RNA of Naegleria fowleri, 3195 nucleotides long. RefSeq lists its product as uncharacterized. NCBI's taxonomy places the organism in Eukaryota, Heterolobosea, Eutetramitea, Acrasida, Naegleriidae. The transcript has a single exon. Gene Ontology annotation, molecular function: ATP binding; P-type sodium:potassium-exchanging transporter activity; ATP hydrolysis activity. The record is from RefSeq and is a predicted model, not a curated record. Gene Ontology annotation, cellular component: membrane. Bases 1 to 3195 code for a protein of 1064 amino acids. Gene Ontology annotation, biological process: intracellular sodium ion homeostasis; sodium ion export across plasma membrane; potassium ion import across plasma membrane.
AUGUCCUUACAACCAAAUCAAGAAGAAGCUCCAAACACUCAAGAAUCGUUGUUGGUAACCGAUGAGGAUGCAAAUUCAAUGAACGCUAAUAAUGUCAAUACAGAAUCCUUGUUAAAUAAUAAUAAUGAAGUUGCAGUAUCGCCACUCGCAAAUAAAUCGUCGGAAGAGUCAACCGAUCGUACGAACAGAGAGCAACAAUCUCAAAUUCAUAAUACAACAUUAAAAGGAGUGCCGUAUUACCGAAUGAACCUUGAGGAAUUGUAUUUGACUCUACUGUCCGAAACCAAGUCAGAGCCAAAUGUGAAUAACAAGAAGAACCUUGCUCCAAAUCAUCAUGACACAACAACAUCUCAGGAAGAAAACAUCAGCGGAGCCCAAAACGCCCAAAACUCGAAUUUUGGAAGACAUAUUUUCGAGCAAACGGGACUGAGUGAAGUACAAGUGAGUCAUCAACGAGAAAAGUACGGAGAAAACAAUAUUUUCACAAAAUUAAUUGAAAAAUCAAAUUCGAAAUUAUCUUUUUGGAAAGUGUUUAUCAACGAAGUUCAAGAGCCAAUGAUUUUACUUUUAUUUGUCGUGGGACUUUUGUAUGUGAUUUGGGACAGCUCUAUUUGGAAUGGAUUGGUUAUUUUCAUUUGUAUUUUAUUGAUGGUAAUUGUAGAGGUUGUAAAUGAGUAUAGAUCAAAGAAAGGCGUUCAACAGUUGAAAUCUACUUUUGAAAUGUCCAAGAAAUGUACAGUAAGGAGAAAUGGAGAGUUAAAAUCUAUUAUGGUGACAGACCUCGUUCCUGGAGAUGUCCUACGGCUUAACGUUGGACAAGUUUUACCUGCUGACGUUCGUUUAUUUAAUAGUGAAAGUGGAAAAGUUAAUAUCCAAGUCGAUCAAUCCGCUCUCACGGGAGAAUCUCUGUUGUGUAACAAACAUGGAGAUGCCAUUGACACAACUCAUGAACUUUCCAUGAUGGAAUGCAAUAAUAUUUUGUUUGCAGGAACGUAUAUUGUGAAGGGGAAGGGUUUUGGAGUUGUGAUCAACAUUGGCUGCGAUAAUACCCAUCUUGGAUCAGUUUUGAAUUUACUUGAAAAAGCCAAUGAGAAAGAAAAGAAAACAGAGCUUCAAAAAACCAUGAAAGAUUUGGCUAAAUAUUUAACAAUCGCUUCAAUCUCUAUCACGGCUAUAAUAGUAAUUGUGGGUUGGAUUCGUGGUUUCGAAUGGCGAAGAAUGCUUUUGGCAGGCCUCUCCGUAAUGUUUGCCACAAUACCUGAAGAGUUGCCAAUCAUUAUUAAGAGCGUACUUGCCUUGGGUUCUCUACAAUUGAGUAAGAAGAACUUACUCAUCAAAAAACUUCACGUCCCUGAAUCAAUGGCAACAACAACUCACAUUUUGACAGACAAGACAGGAACUAUGACCAAAAACUGUCUACAACUUACGGAAGUUUACCAGCUAAAUGAACAUGGAAGCCUUUCUUGUGUUUUUAGACACAAGAAAAAACGUGAUAAUGCUUCGUUUGUGUCUCAUUGGAUUUUAGAUUGGCUUCUGUCUGAUAGUUCUAUAAUAUCUAGUAUUAAUGAACUCGAAGAUCCAUUCGAAAAAGCGGUAGUUGAAGAACUUUCUUCCACAUUAGAAGACACUUUCACAAAAAUCCUCGAAAAAAGAAAUCAAAGUAGUGUCAAACGUCUCGAAGAAUUUAGUUUCGAUCAUCAAAAAGGUUUCUCUUCAAUUGUGAUAUCCUCUGACAUGUCACCAAAAACGAUCUAUUCCAAAGGUAUUCCAGAAAAAAUUCUAGAAUACUGCAAUCAUUUUCAAGCGUCUUCCAAUAGAGAUCUUGUGUUGAACCUCGAAGCUGACAGCAAACAAGCACUUUCAAACUAUUUAGAAAAAGCAACCACACGUGGAAUGAGAGUGAUUGGACUUUGCCGAGAAAAUGAAAACUCUGAACGAAUUUUCACAUGUUUUUUGUCCUUCAUUGACCCUAUUCGACCUGGAGUGAAGCAAGCAAUUAAGCAAUGUAAAGAAGCUGGUAUAAGAGUAGUGAUGAUCAGCGGAGAUCACACAAAUACAGCAGUAGCAGUUGCAGACGAAUGUGGCCUCUUGCAAUUCCAUCCAAAAAGAGGUGCAGAUGAAGAAGAAGAAAUUGAGCUUGGAGAAUCCGCUUCUGAAAAAAAGAAGCAAUGUAUUGAAGGUAAAGAUGUGAACGAAAAUGUGAAUUUUGAUACUGAGGUCUGCGUAGUUUCAAGAGCAACACCAAAAAACAAGUACGAUAUUGUUGAACUGUUGCGAAACAAGUACAAUUAUAAUGUAAUUGUUAGUGGAGAUGGAAUUAAUGACGCUGCUGCCUUAGACAAUGCUACAGUGGGUGUGGCGAUGGGUAAAAGUGGAGUGGAUUUGGCAAAGGAAUCAGCUGAUGUUAUUCUCACAGAUGACAAUUUCUCUACCAUUGUGACAGGAAUUAUGGAAGGAAGAAAACUCUAUGAGAAUCUUAGAAAAUCAAUUCAAUUUUACCUCUCUUGCAAGGUUACCCUUGUUUCAUUAUUUAUCAUUAAUAUCAUUAUUGGAGGUUCGAAAUACGUUCCAUUUAUUCCCAUGGAUCCCAUUCAGAUCAUUCUACUGGAAUUAUUCAGUGAUAUUGGAGCAGCUACUGCGUUUGUUAUUGAAAAUGAGGAAGAAGACAUUAUGAAAAAACCUCCCAAAAAAGACAAACAAUUUGUGGAUGCCUCUUUUCUAUUUCACAUAGCGAUUGGAUCUGCCUCAUUAUUUAUAUCUGUAUUCUUAUCCUAUUUAAUUGGAGCAUUUCUAUUAGGCCCAAUGUACAACUUGGAAGCAAAAUCACAUGAACAAUAUUCUCAAUCUAUGGCAAUGAUGGCUUGGCUGAUUGGACAUGUCACACUUGCAUUCAACAUGAGAACUACUACUUCUCCUCUGUUCAUUCAUGGAUUAUUCACGAAUGUCAUGAUGAAUAUUUGGAUUGCAGUUGUUGGAGUUUCUGUUUUUAUUUUACAACUUUUUACGCCAUUAUCAGCAGCUCUCAAGAUUCAAAAUUUAGGAUUUACAGGUUGGGUGAUUAUUCUAUUGUUGUCCAUUCUGUGUAUUUGUUGGCUGGAGGUUUACAAAUGGAUGAGAAGAGGUUUUUCAUUGUUGCUUUUUAGAGGACCAAUGGACAACCAUCCAUACACAAUAAUCAAUAGUGAGGACAAUUAA